AAAAAAACGAAGAGAAGUGCAAGUCCAUCCCGUUGAUCCACAAGUAAGACGAACGAGCGAUUAAAGAAAAUCCGGAAGAAAGCGCGCAAACGUCUCUUCCUCCGUCUCUUCCUCCUUUUCCGUCAAACAGGAAGUUUCGUUUAAAACAAAAUAGGCGAACAUCCGGGCCUUAUCGUUCCGCGUGUGCGUGCGUCCGAGGGAAGGAAAGCUGGCAGACGGGAACUGCGUCGGACCGUGCUUUCUUCCUUUCCUUCCUUUCCUUUCUUUCUUUCUUUCUUUCUUUCUUUCUUUCUUUCUUUCUUCCUUCCUUUCUUCUCCUCGCAUCGAUUCGCGGCGCGAAUCGCCUCGGUCGUUAUCGGAGCCCUUUCUACUAGGAAACGAGGAGAACGAAGGACGGAGCAAACGGUGGACGGGGCGACGCUACGCGGCAUGGCGAACGAGACCCGUCGUCGGUCUCUCUCUCGCACAUCCGUUUCGAGGAACAGCUGAUCCAGCUUUUAUAUCGGGGAGAGAAAAGUACACACGGUGAUACACGGUGGGCAGCCGAGAUCGCGGGCGUGCGGUCGCACGGCCAGGAGCGUCGGAGUCGCAGCCGGCGGGCGUAACCCGCGGUUGUAUAUUUGCGCCAGGCACGUUGGAAACACAGCGGGGGCACAGCCAUGCGUCCAGAGAGAUCCGGAUCCCGGAAAAAUCAAUGCGCGGGGAUGCAACGUGACGGCGCGUCGUGAACGACGGCCGAGCCAGGUCGGGACCCCACUAUGACCCCCGCGAUCACGACACGCCGCUGCGUCAGGUUAUGUCACGGCGCCUGGUGAAUUGUAAACACGCGUACUCCCGCAUUGCGUAUCGCAUUGAUCGUGUAAGGCAACAUCGAUGAGACGACGCGACCUGAGGAGUAGCAGGAUGCUGAAGCUCGACGAGAUCGAGGGCGAGAACGUGCCCAAGAAGGGGCGGAAGACCGCGGAGGAGAAGAAGAGCAAGAGCCACAGGAAGAGCAAGCAUGUUAGUGGUAGCGGGCGAAAGCUACGGAGCAGUGUGGAAACUCUUCCGCAUAAGAUGGAGGCUCAGGAAGAAGAGACGUCGAUAGGGUUGUUGUAUCUCACCAAGGAUCCCUCCAGUGUAACCUGUAAGAUAGAACCGUCGGUGUCUAAUGAGGACAAUUACAUUCUCAUGCCCCCCUUGGAGACUCUCGAGGGCGCAACGGUGAAAAUGGAGGAUCUAUUAGAGCAGAGUAUACAUAAGAUCUCAAAGAAUCAAAAGAACGGUAGGUGGAAGCACAGUUAUAACAAGAUGGUAUACCUGCGAAAGCGUGCUGCUAAUAGCGAACAGUCGACACAAGAUGAAACCAGCCAAAGCACGUCCUCCGAGGAGCACGAGCGUAUCCCCAAGUUCAAGGAUAUCACAUAUGACAGUUUGGAACAAAUCAAAAGAGACAAGAAGUGGGCGAAGAAACUGAAUCCGCUUUCCCUGCAUUAUACAGAUAAAAAAAGACCCUAUCUAAAGUGCUCCGCAUGCGGUGCGACGUUCUUCAGUCCUAAUACGUAUCAGAGGCAUCUGUUCUCGCACCUGAACUUGACAGCGGAGAAUUACGCGUGUAAUUUUUGUAAUUAUUCCAAUACAGAGCCCGGGAUGUUGUUUGCUCAUUUGACCAAGCAUCAAAACCAAUGCGAGUCCUGCAACGAGAGCUUAUUGCGCAAGGACAACUAUGAGAAACACUAUCAAUGCUCAAGCAGCAUGUUGGAGUGCGGCCUGAAGCGCGAUCAUCAUGGAAUGUUUGUCUGUGCGGCUUGCGAAUUAGUGUUUGAUCUCCUGGCUCAGCUGGAGAAACAUUGGUUCAAGCACACCUGCAAGAAACAAAAGUCGUAUCAGUGUAACGAGUGUAGCGGUAUAUACGAGAACAAGGAGACCCUGAAGAAUCACAUAUGCCUCAAGUGUCCCAUUUGCGGCGACGUCUAUGAGAAUCUCCACCGACUGAAGGUACACACGAUGUGGACGAAACACAAUCUCAAGUGUCCAAUUUGUUCCUACGAAUUUAUCCUCUCCAUGGACCAUGAGAAGCAUAUGGCUCUACACAGAAAAGUGUAUCAGCCCAUGAAGGAUUAUAUGCAUUGUUUGCGCGCGGCCGAUGGUAAGACGUAUCAAUGCAAUCUUUGUGACAAAAUAUUUUACACCUUAUCUGCUCUUCGAACCCAUCUCACGGAGGACCAUAAUGUGGGGAAUAUAAAAGUAGGGGACGUAAAAGUGAAGGAGGAAGAGGAAACAGUUAUAACAGACGAUAGUUAUGAAUUGAAGGGGGACGCUAUCAAUAUCGUUGUAGUUCCUGACUUUAAAGAUUCCGAAAACUACUACGAAAACGAUAUCGAUCCCUUGCAACUGGAAACUGACCUCUACGAUCCAUCAUAAAGACAAGAGGCUACCACGUGAAUUGGAAAGUCGCGAAAAUAAAAGCAACAAACUUUUCCUACGAACACUCGUUAGCAUUUACUAUCGAACAUCUUUUCGAGCAUUCUCGUUAAAUAGUGAUACUCAAGACGGACUAUGAAAUAAAACUGAUACGAUUGUAAGUGCCGUUUAUAGAUAUAACUCAUAUGCUAUUUUUAAAAGUGUAUCGUUUGCUUCAAGAUUUUGAUAUCAAUUUAUACCACAGAACGUUAAUUUUACACAGAACAUUACAUUCUUCUUCUUCUUCUUCUGUCGUAUUUUAUUAAGUAAAAUAUAUCGAUGAUAAUUAGACGCAUAUAUUAUCAAUCUGAAAGUAGAUAAGAAGAAAGUAGAUACGGAACAGAUAGUCAUGAAAUGAAUCGAAAUAGCAAAUAUUUUCUGAUGAAAAUUGCGAAUUCAACCGCCUGUAUUACUUCGCUCACUGGUAUAUUAAAACGAUUUAAAUCAAAUUUAUCUAAAGUUAAAUUUAAAAAGAACGUGCAAGCAUCGAUGAGAAAUAUAAGUUUAGAUAAAAUAUAUUUCAUUCGUAUUCUAUCGAUCAAAAUGUUUUUGCAUUUGAAUAAUUUUGUGUAUAUGAUACUUCUUAACCAUGUACCAAUGUGGAGUAGCAGGAAUGAUUGAAUUCACUAUAUAUUAUUGUCAGAAAAUUUAGGAACACAAAUAAACCGUUGUUGAUAGUAGCAAUCGUAAUUGCUUGAUCCAUCUUAUAAAAGCAAAAA
Molecule: messenger RNA, 3161 nt
Organism: Pogonomyrmex barbatus (red harvester ant)
Lineage: Eukaryota; Metazoa; Arthropoda; Insecta; Hymenoptera; Formicidae
Source: RefSeq, a predicted model, not a curated record